Messenger RNA from Pecten maximus, 825 nucleotides. RefSeq lists its product as uncharacterized. Lineage: Eukaryota; Metazoa; Mollusca; Bivalvia; Pectinida; Pectinidae. Bases 1 to 825 code for a protein of 274 amino acids. Gene Ontology annotation, molecular function: nucleic acid binding. Gene Ontology annotation, biological process: DNA integration. The transcript has a single exon. The record is from RefSeq and is a predicted model, not a curated record.
AUGUUUGCUCGACAUGGAAUUCCAGAGACCGUCAUAUCGGACAACGGUCCGCAAUACGCGAGCUCAACGUUUCAGGAAUUCACGAGAGAUUAUGGGUUCACCCAUUCGACCAGCAGCCCUUAUUACCCUCAAGGGAACGGGGAAGCCGAGACAGCAGUUCAGACUGUGAAGCGUCUACUUAGUGGCUCUCAAGAUCCAUAUCUAGCGUUGCUAGCGUAUCGUACCACAGCGUUACGAAAUGGCUACAGUCCUUCGGAACUACUUAUGGGGCGGAAGCUUCGUACAACUAUACCGGAGAGUCCAGCAAAUCUAUCUCCUAAGUGGCCAGAUCUCGAGUACGUUCGAGAUAAGGAACUGUUGGAUCGAACAUCUCAAAAGCACCAUUUUGAUCGGUCACAUCGCGCAGUUCAACGUCCGGAAUUGCACCCGGGAGAAACAGUGUGGGUGAAAGGACCCAGCGGAGGGUUCAGUGGAACGAUCACUAAGUCAGUGAAUGAUCACUCAUAUUUGGUCAGGACACCGUCGGGCCAGAUUCGUCGGAAUAGGAGACAGCUGGUCCAAGCUCCAGCUAUGAGGCCGGAUAUUCCACACACGAGGGGAUCGGGAGAUGUGCCUAGCGAUGUGAAGGAACCAAGUAAUCAGACUGUGUGUAGCAACCCUGUAAAGGCUCCGAAGCCUACUGGGUCUCCGAAGUCAAAGACUGGGUCUAGUACUUCUGUCAGUGUCAAUAAUAGUUCAGAGAUAGGUGUAGGUUCUAAGUGUGAUAAUGCAACUGUUACUCGCUCUGGCAGAGUCUCGGUUGCUCCAAACCGGAUGGACCUGUGA